CCGUCAGUCGUUCCCAGAGUUCCUCAGUAAAAAAGAACAAUCAUGGCGGAGAGUACGGAAAAUUCUGGAUCUUUGAUCACAGUUACUGUCAAAACACCGAAAGAAAAACAUGAUAUAAAACUAUCGCUGGAUUCUUCAGUAAAGGAGUUGAGAGAGAAAGUUUCUAAAGAGUUUGGUGCCCCAGUUGAGCAACUAUGUCUGAUAUUUGCUGGCAAGAUUCUGAAAGAAAAUGAGACACUGACACAUCAUGGCAUCAAGGAUGGACUCACUGUGCAUCUGGUUGUCAAGUCAGCUAACAGGAAUAACGAGUCAUCUUCAUCUCAGCCAGCAGCGAGUACAACAUCACAGCCUCCCCCAAGUCAGCCCAACGUGUCUGCGAGUCCCCUGGGACUCGGAGGGCUUGGAGGACUGGCCGGCCUGGGCAACCUGGGGAUGGGGUCCGCCAACUUCAUGGAGAUGCAGCAGAGGAUGCAGACUGAGCUUUUGAGUAACCCUGACAUGCUCCGCCAGAUGAUGGAGAACCCAUUUGUACAACAGAUGAUGUCCAACCCUGAUGUGAUGAGACAACUCAUUACCAAUAACCCUCAGAUGAGGGAACUGAUGGAGCGUAAUCCCGAGAUAACCCACAUGUUGAACAACCCUGAACUUAUGCGCCAGACGAUGGAGCUGGCGAGAAACCCAGCGAUGCUGCAAGAGUUGAUGCGGACACAGGACAGAGCCAUGAGCAACCUAGAGAGUAUUCCUGGAGGUUUUAACGCCUUACAGAGAAUGUAUCGAGACAUCCAGGAACCCAUGAUGAAUGCAGCACAGGAGGGUUUUGGAAACAAUCCUUUCUCAGGCCUGGUCAACAACGGAGGUGGAGAACAGCAACAAGGGCGUGAAAACACGGCUCCUCUCCCCAACCCAUGGGCUUCAGGCGGAUCCACCACCAGCUCCACGACAGGGACGACAGGAACAACAGGGACAACAACACCAGCAACCACAACAUCUUCAUCAACAGCAGGAGACACUGGAGGAUCAACUGGACCGUUUGGUAUGUUCAACACGCCGGGUAUGCAGAGCCUGAUGUCCCAGAUGUCCCAGAACCCUCAACUGAUGCAGAACAUGAUGCAGGCGCCAUACAUGCAGGCCAUGCUUCAAACAAUGUCCACCAAUCCUGAACUAGCUCAACAGAUUAUUGGAAGCAACCCGAUGUUUCAAGGCAACCCCCAGUUACAAGAACAUUUUAGAAUGUACCUUCCACAACUCCUUAACCAGAUGCAGAACCCUGAGAUGCAGACCAUGAUGACCAACCCACGGGCCAUGUCAGCCAUCAUGCAGAUUCAGCAGGGUCUGCAGCAGCUGCAGAAUGAGUCACCAGGGGCCUUCCCAGGUCUUGUUGGCAUGCCGAACCUAGCGGGUGUCAGCACCCCCACCACAAGUACUGCCACUUCCACCACCUCCCCUACCUCCCCCUCCACGGCAACAACAACAGCGGGGACCACAACAACUCCCGCUUCACCCAUAGGAGCGGGGACGGGGACGGCGCCAGACCCGGGCAACCCAGACCAGUUUAAUAAUAUGAUGGCUCAAAUGAUGCAGAUGAUGGUCGGGGGUCAGAUGAACCAGGCUCCAGAUCUGAGAUACGCAUCCCAGCUAGAACAGUUAACAUCUAUGGGCUUUGUAGAUAGAGAGGCAAACAUACGAGCGUUGACGGCUACCCUUGGUGAUGUGAAUGCAGCCAUUGAUAGGCUUCUACAACAAAGAUGAUGUGGUUCAGAUAAAAGAAAAACUGUGCUUUAAGAGGAUUUCUUUGUUGUGAAAAUAAGGAAAAAAAGAAUAUGCCAUCACAUGGCUUGGAAAAAGUGACAUUCAGUGGACUAUGAUAGGUACUGAUUUUGUGUAUUAGUUGGCAAAUUUACUAUGGAUCAUAAUGAGAACCUUGGUAACCAAACUGCCAAGGAAAAAGGGGAGAUUUUUUUACCUGUGCAGGUUAAUAAAUGAUUUGUGCAUGUAUAUAUUUAUAUACAUCUGGUACAAUUGUACAUUUUUCUUAUUUCACAGUAUCUUAUAUUUGGAUGAAAAAUUAAGAAUGUGCAGAUAAGUGAAACUCUAUUCUGUUGCUUUUGUUUAAGCUCUGUGAGACCAUUUUAACAUUUAAUUUAAUUUCAUACAUUCUAUGAUGAUUUUAAGAAAAGAGAUUGACAACAGACAAACAUGUACUUGAAAACUGUGAUAUUGUGAUGCCCCAAGGGAAGGAUACAAUUAAGCAGUAAAAUUCAAGUAGAAUUGUACUUUGGAGGCAAAGCAGGAUUAAUAAGUUGCAUCAAUCAAAUACAUUACCAGCCAUGAUGACUCAGCCAGUAGAUGACAGAAGGGUUUAUGUACAACAGUUAGUGACCAUUUCAAGAAUAGCGUUGAAAUUUAUCAGCAUUUCAAUGAGCGAUGUUGAAUGUGUAAGUUAUUUGUUAUGUACAUGAAAAUAUGUUGGUUGCAGAUAAACAGAGUUUACACUUGAAACACCAGAUCUGUGCUUACGUCUUUGUUUUCUUCUUUUAAUUUCACUAUAUUCCAGGUUUACUCCUGGAUCGGUUUUUCUUCACGAAUUUCAUAUAAGUUGGCAAUUAUUGUUAGGUUACUGAUUUAUAUAUUUUAAGGUUGAAUCCCUCAGAAUAUAAUUUUCUCCACUUGACUGGCCACAUUCACUUGUUUUCAUACUGUCAUUUAGUUAAUAUUGAAACCUUGUAACAAUCCUUUAACAUGGUGUUCUGGUUAAGACGAUAUGACAUGACAGUCCUGGCCGAAUCCUAGGCUCAUCAUGCCUCAUACUAUAGAAGACUUGAUAUUCUAAUGAUGGUGCCCAAGGCUUAGGUUAAGAAGGCUUCACUGUAUUUUCAAAAUUAUGUUAUUCUCAGUAUUGAAGACAGUAGUUGUGUGUUCAGCAUGUUCAGGGCGUAAAUAUCUUGUUGAGAAUGAUCAUUAAGAAUGGAAGAGAUUUCAUGUGUACAUAGCUGUAUCUUUGAUGCUCAGGCUCAGUAUUUGUAGGUGUUAAAGGGUAUGUUAAUAGGUUGUUAAAGCCAUUAUUAACAUAAACAUUUAUUUGUUUGACAUUUUCCAAUUUGUCAGAUUUUUUAAUCAAAACGUAUUCUCUAUAUAAAAGCUUAAAAUAUUAUGUGUUACUACUGCAGCAGCUACUGUUGUUUUGUCAAAAAGACAGAAUAAAUGUUUUGUGGUACAUGGGAGACUGGAUUCCGUGUUGAUGUUUCAGGAAGUAUUGUUACUCCGCUCUGAGACAAACAUUGCACAAGCCCUUGAGACAUAAAAUGAAAUACGACAGGGUGGACUGGUUCCUGGAUAGUAACCAGUAAAUGUUAUAAUAAUUCAGUUAUGGAUAUUUAUCUUGCAUGAAAUUAUCACAAUUUUGUAAACAGCCAAAUGCAUCACUGCAUCUUGCUGUUUUGCAUGUUCACAGCGCUUCUAUAUUUAUAACAAGGACCCAGUCAUCCAAGGCAGUGGUGAUUUCACCUCUAUUCAACCCUUUUUUCAGGUGGGAUUGAAUAUAGCUUCAUCAUUUGGGGGGAAACUUAGUAUUUAAGUUUUCAGGGGGCACAGGCCCGGUUAUCAAAGGUGAUAUAACUGAAAUACUGUCAUCGCUGCUUUUAAUCAAACUCGCUAAUUUCAAUUAUUCAAAACGGUAUCUGGAAUUGGUUUCCAUUUGAUUGCUGAGGAGUUCCUUGGUUUGUUGAUGUACUGCCAGUUUCAUUUCACAGUUACAUUCUUCAUGGGCUCUGAGGCCGAUAGGCCAGAAAAUAAUAUCCCUGUUUUGUGUUCCAUUGUGGAAAGUGUCUCCCCCAAUCAAGACGUACUGAUUUCUGUGUUGUGAUUAUUCACUUUGUACUCACAAUAAAUUAACAUACACCUUUGUAUCAUUAUCAUCAUCUGUUAAUUUUCAUCCUUGGAAUGAGUUGAAGCAGCUGAGGUAAAACAUAUGAUUGAGAGUCACUGUGAAGGUGACCACUUCUGGAAAAGAAAGGGCAUGUUUUGUGAAGAGACAGAAUGUUUGGUUUGCACAUAUGCCAUGUGAUUACAUAAACUAUUUACAUUAUUAACCCACCACUUGUGAAGUUAAUGCUUAAUGAGUUAUGAUAUUGUUAUCAAUGAUCAUAUCACCAAAUCUGCUUUUACAUUUUGGAGUGACAGUUUUGACAAUUGACGAACCAUAUAGUUAGACUUGCAAAUGAUAUGAAUUGUGAAAAGGGGCCUGUGCUUUGAAAAAUAUAUUCUUUUGAUAUUGGUUGAAACCUUUAUGAUAAAAGAUAAAAGCAAAACUGACCCAUUAACAUGUAUGAUUUUCAAUGUUUCACAUAUUGAAUACCUAAAUGACUUGAGGCAAAAAUCUCGUUUGGGGUGAAUAAGGUUUUUAAAAAUAGGAACCAAGCAAAUGUGUAAGAAAAUUUUACAGUAUUUAUAAUGUCUAUUAUUUUUGAUGAGUCAGCUUUAUAUCCUUUCAUGUCAAUACUUAUGAAAUGCAAUUUCUACCAAUACUGCAAAAAGGAAUAAAGAAAGUACUGGUCAUUUUUUAAUAGAAAUUUUCAGCCUAAAAAAUUGUGCUUGCCCUUUCUCUUCACUUCUGCGCCACUCAGGACAUUCUCAUAUGUGCAACAAGAAAGAAUUCUAAUGAUUGUUUUGGGGGCAUUUUGUUAAAAUUAGUACUUAUUUUUUUAUUAUAUUAUUGAUUUUUAAAUUUAUUAUUUUGCACAAAUAAAUACAUUAUCCUGAUUUUUGCAGCAGAGUGAGGUUAAGAUUGUAGUUUACUUAGAUGACUGGAAUUUCCUUUGUCUCUAGGUCACUACAGGAUCUAGUCCGGGCACUUGUACUCUUUACAGAAAUUAGUUCUGUAUUUAGGAAAAUAUAUGUCCACUUUGAUGGAUGUUUGCUUAUGAAUUUAUAUCAAUACUCAGGAAAGUGGAUUUGGCAAGACUGGUAUUGUUUGCAGGUGCUAAUAUACAGUUAUGAAACUGGUAUGGUCAUCUGUCACCUAUAAAUGAGUGUUCAUUGUUGGACAUCAACCAAUGUAUAUUACUCAAAACAAGUUAUAGUACACCCACAAUUGGCAGGCUGUGUUGCAAUACCCGCAGCCAUGACAGAUUAACUAUAGCUAUAUGAAAGAAAUCAGGUGUUCUUUAACUUCCUUUGAGUAGUAUAUAACACCAAUGGUUGUAUUGGAAGGUCAAGUUGUACUAGAUUCCCCAGAAGGCCAAAAUCAUUGAUUGUGUCGUGGCUUAUGACCCCAACAAACCUGUUGUGAUGGAUGUGUCUUUCUAGGCCUACUUUUCACUUCUCCUAUGUAUUGUGUGAGAGGUACAAGAACCUUCCCACAUGCAUUACCCAAUACACUUAAUAUCGUCUCCCCCAUGGUAUUACCAAGUAUUACCAUGCAUCAGUGUUUAUAUAAGGUAUUCUCAACUAAGCAGAUAGGAGCAUUCAUCUGUCAUUAUUUCCCUCAGACAAAUACCGGUAUAUAUGUUGUCAGUCUGUACUGCAGUCGAUUUCAUCAAGAGUUUUCUUGCUGUUUUGGAAAUAAAUGGCUUGAAUAAUCA
Haliotis rufescens (red abalone) is the source of this 5579-nucleotide messenger RNA. Its product is annotated as ubiquilin-1-like. Gene Ontology annotation, cellular component: cytosol. The record is from RefSeq and is a predicted model, not a curated record. Lineage: Eukaryota; Metazoa; Mollusca; Gastropoda; Lepetellida; Haliotidae. Gene Ontology annotation, biological process: ubiquitin-dependent protein catabolic process. The coding region runs from base 43 to 1749 and encodes 568 amino acids. The transcript is spliced from 15 exons. Gene Ontology annotation, molecular function: polyubiquitin modification-dependent protein binding.